This is a messenger RNA of Acanthisitta chloris (rifleman), 654 nucleotides long. It is a transcript of the gene REEP4, whose product is annotated as receptor accessory protein 4. Gene Ontology annotation, cellular component: cytoplasmic microtubule; endoplasmic reticulum tubular network; endoplasmic reticulum membrane. NCBI's taxonomy places the organism in Eukaryota, Metazoa, Chordata, Aves, Passeriformes, Acanthisittidae. Gene Ontology annotation, molecular function: microtubule binding. Gene Ontology annotation, biological process: endoplasmic reticulum tubular network organization. The record is from RefSeq and is a predicted model, not a curated record.
UGGAUGAUGUACUGGAUUGUCUUUGCACUCUUCAUGGCCACAGAGACCUUCACUGACCUGCUCAUCUCCUGGUUCCCCUUCUACUACGAGGUGAAGAUGGCCUUUGUGAUCUGGCUGCUGUCCCCCUACACACGUGGGGCCAGCCUGCUCUACCGCAAGUUCGUGCACCCCACGUUGUCCCGCAGGGAGAAGGACAUCGACACGUUCCUGGUUCGCUCCCGUGAGCGUGGCUACGAGACAAUGCUGCACUUUGGCAAGAGAGGCCUCACCAUGGCGGCCACAGCUGCAGCCCAGGCAGCUGCCAAGAGCCAGGGUGCGUUGGCCGGACGUCUCCGCAGCUUCAGCAUGCAGGACCUGCGCUCCAUCCGCAACGAGGCUCCCGUGCACUACCAGGACCCGCUGUACCUGGAGGAGCGAGAGUCGCCACCAGCUGAUGGGUGAGCUGGGGGAGUCUCAGCAAGUGAGACAGAUGAUGAGGAGAUGUGGUCAGACUCUCAGGUGUCUCCUCAGUCUUCCCCCCGCCGGGAGCACAAACCCCUGUCCCGCAGCCAGAGCCUGCACUCCCUGAGGAAGACUCCGAGAAAAGAGGGCUCUUCCCGGCUCCUGUGCAGUCACAUCAGGAGGAAAAUGGUUCCGUCGGAGCAGGACAGCUAA